AUUACAAAACAAGAUGUAUCCCGAGUAAGGCAACCAACAGAAAUAAGAUUGCACUGUAAAUGGGGAACGAGCAAAACGUCCCGAAGGGCCACCUCGGCCGAGAGUCACACGUGACCACAUUGAGUGGCAGUGCCUUCCACGAGUCAAUACUUUGGAGAGUCCAUUCGUUCGGCCAUUUUCCUUCACUGAAGAAAAUUUCUUUCGUUUCUGCAAUUCGGCGAAGAAGGAAAUUCUUUCCUUUCUGCAAUUCGGCGAAGAAGGAAGGAAAGUUUGGAGACUUUCCUCACUUCCCUAAACCAGGGAUAAUGUUCCAAGACAUCACAACUUUGCUGUUGAAUCAUAAGGCCUUCAAAGACACUGUUGACUUUCCAUAGGUAUGUGAUAAGUCAUUUUUGUAUUAAUUCUUUUUAUUCUUUUUUAGGCAUUUUUAAGAUUUUUAGAGUUUAAUUUUUAGUUGUUUAGCAUAGUUUUAUUUUAAUUUCUAUUCUUACAAUCUUUUAAUUUUCUUUCAAAAAAUAGUAGUUUUUUAAUCAUUUUUUUUACAUUCUAUUAUUUUUAUUUUCCCUAACCCAAAAUUAUCAGAUAUCUUAUUUUUUGGAGAAAAGUGUAGCAAAAAAGGCCAAAUUGAAGCUCAAGUUUGAAAAGAAGAGGUUGAAUUUGGGCCAAAGCCCAAAAUCAUCAACAAAACAAGUCCAGUCCCGUCCCUGUUUAGUUUCACGCAAGAAUGAAAAGCUACGUCAGCG
Molecule: messenger RNA, 743 nt
Organism: Cuscuta campestris
Lineage: Eukaryota; Viridiplantae; Streptophyta; Magnoliopsida; Solanales; Convolvulaceae
Source: the annotation of a GenBank genome assembly